AUGGCUAGUAGAAAAUCUUGGAAAGGACAACUGUCGCUGAAGGAGUCUGAACAUCGUCGGUAUUCAGAUUCAGAAGAACACAAGAGUAAAGCAUCAGCAUCAAAUAAUUCAGAAUUAUCAAAUUUAGUUUUGAUGCGCAACAGUACAUUGGGGCAGUCAGCACCUUCCUUAUCAAAUAGUUUGAGAGAAUUACAUGUUGCCGGGUCUGGAAGACGUUCAAACAAGGCUAGUCAUAGAAAAAGCUUUAUAUCAAAUACAUCACCUACAUUACCAAGAUGUCAUUCUCCAAUGUCAAGUAGUCCAUUAGAAAGCCCUAAAGUAGUUCACUCUCAUCCUCAUUUUCCAUUUGUUUCAAUAAAAAGGCCGUAUAAUUUACUCACUACAGAUUGCCGUGAUGGAAGAAGGUGGUCAGUUGCUUCAUUGCCAUCGUCAGGUUAUGGAACCACUUCUGGAAGUUCAAAUGUUUCAUCUCAGUGUUCCAGUCAAGAGCGUUUACACCAGCUUCCAAAUAUGCCAACCUCUGAUGAAUUGCAUAUGUUUUCCAAACAUUUUUCAUCCAAUGACAGUACCCAUAGUGCGGAAGAAGAUAACAUAAUUUACCGUAAACCCCGUUUCAAUCGACCACGUUCAAGAAGCUUAAGUCCGAGCAGAUCGCCAGUUCUUGAUAAUGAUAUUGUUAUGAUGAAUGUGCUUUAUAAAGAUAGGUUUCCCAAGGCUACUCAUCAGAUGGAAGAACGCUUAAGCAUGUUUAUAAAUGAAUAUGAAAAACUUAAUUUAGAACACAUAGAAAUAUCAGCAGAUGCUGUACCUAUUGUUAGAUUUGUUAAUCAUCAAGUGUUGGAGAUAGCUAGAGAUUGCUUAAAAAAAUCUGAAGAAAAAUUAAUAACCAGAGGUUAUUUUUAUGAAAUGUCUGAAAACUUGGAGUUAUUGUUGGCUGAGGCGAGAGAAAAGUCUGAAGAAGCCACUGCACUACUGACAGGAACAAUGAAAAAAUUGUUAUUAAUAAUAUCUAGACCGGCUAGGUUACUCGAGUGCUUAGAAUUUGAUCCUGAAGAAUUUUAUCAUCUGUUAGAACAAGCUGAAGGUCAAGCUAAAAUCUGUCAAGGUAUUAAGGAUGAAAUACCACAAUAUAUAAUAGGAAAAUUAGGAUUAAAUCGUAACUCAGUUGAUGAUAUUGAUGUGAACUUUCACAAAUUAGAUGAAUAUUCCUCGUCUUUAAUAAAAAAGACUCAACAACAAAGUACCAAAAAAGAUACAUUUUCUUCUCCACCUUCAGAAGUUGAUUUUGAUGUAAUUAAAUUGAUUUCGAAUGGUGCAUAUGGCGCUGUGUAUCUCGUAAGACAUAAACAAACUCGUCAAAGAUUUGCAAUGAAGAAAAUUAUUAAGAAUAAUUUAAUGUUACGCAAUCAAAUUGAACAAGUAUUCGCCGAGCGGGAUAUCAUGAGUUUUACUGACAACCCAUUUGUGGUCACCAUGUACUGCAGUUUUGAAACAAGGAAACAUCUUUGUCUUGUAAUGGAAUAUGUCGAAGGAGGCGAUUGUGCAUCUCUUUUGAAAAAUAUUGGCCCUCUACCACCAGAUAUGGCAAAAUUUUAUUUCGCUGAAACUGUACUUGCCGUAGAAUACCUUCACAAUUACGGUAUUGUGCAUCGUGACUUAAAACCUGACAAUCUUCUAAUUACUGCAUUAGGCCAUAUAAAACUGACUGAUUUUGGAUUAAGUAAAAUGGGUUUGAUGUCAUUGGCAACUAAUUUAUAUGAAGUACAUGUGGAUAGAGAUACACGACAAUUUUCUGACAAGCAAGUUUUUGGUACACCUGAGUAUAUAGCCCCAGAAGUAAUCCUAAGACAAGGUUAUGGGAAACCAGUAGAUUGGUGGUCUAUGGGAAUAAUAUUGUAUGAAUUUUUGGUAGGGUGUGUACCAUUUUUUGGUGAAACACCCGAAGAACUUUUUGCUCAUACUGUAAAUGAUGAUAUUGAAUGGCCAGAUGAAAACGAAUGGCCAAUUCAGCCAGAGGCCAAAAACAUAAUAUCGUCAUUACUGCAACAAAAUCCUAGAGAUCGAUUGGGUACUGGUGGAUCACAUGAAGUCAAAGAUCAUCCUUAUUUCUAUGGAGUUGAUUGGAAUUCAUUAUUGAGACAAAAAGCCGAGUUUAUGCCACAAUUAGGCAAUGAAGAAGAUACUAGUUAUUUUGAUUCCAGAAGUGAUCGUUAUAGCCAUGAAAUUGAUGAGGAUACAGAUGAUGACUCAUUGAUUUUGGGUACAUUUUCAUCUUGUUCGCCUCAAUUCAAAAAAGUAGCAAGUAAAUUGUCAAUGAGCAAUGAAUAUCCAUCAUUAUCCCCUUCAGUUAACUAUAAAGAUGAUUCUUUAUCUAUCAAUACUGGAAUGUUUGACACAUCAGCGUCAGAAGGAGAAACAGUUGAUGAAAGUUUAAAAUCACCUGUUGCCAAGAAAACAACUAUUGACAAAUCACAAAAUGAAGACAAUGAAUCAAAUACUCAAAUCAGUCGUAGGCGGCGCUUAUAUAGUAAAGAAAGUAUACCAAAAUUCUCGAUUUCAAUUGAAGAUGACAGAUCUCCGCAACUAAGGAGUUUAUCGGAAAACGAGUCUGAUGAUCCUUCAUCAGAAAAAAAAGAGGAAUUCCUAAGUUUACCUGUGACUGCUAAUCUAUGUCCCACUUUACCACCUUCACCAAGUACUUCAAGCAUGUCGAAAAAUCACAAAAGCAAUACUCUUGGUGGUCAACGGGCAAGAUCUGUCAUUAAGAGUUUUUCAGCCACCGGAUUGUCUCUGAUGAUACCGCCUGAAUCCAGUAACAAUGGAAUGCAAAUGAAGUCCCCAGGAUCGUGUAGUGCAUUGAACUCACCUUGUCGUGAUGUACCUUUAAUCACCAGCUUAAAGCCACCAAUUAUAUUGCGCAGAGGUCCUUCUGGCUUUGGGUUUACAGUUAAUACUAUUCGUGUAUACUUCGGAGAUAGUGAUUUCUAUACUAUGCACCAUUUAGUAAUGGCAGUGGAUUCGGGAAGUCCUGCUUUCGAGGCAGGUCUGAGCCCCGGGGACUUGAUUACACACGUCAACGGAGAACAAGUCCAGGGGAUGAACCACACACAAGUGUUACAGUUGCUGUUGUCCGGCGGCGACAAGGCUACCCUGCGGUCCACGCCGCUAGAGUUCACGACCAUCAAGACGGGUGGACGGCGCCGGGAACCUGGCCAGAGCAAGUUGGCGUCGAAUGCCAGGCACAGAGGCCUUGGGUUUGCGCACCACUCUCACCGGCAUAAGAGAUCUCAACGUAAGGACAUACCGGCUGGCGAGAGCAGGCGCCGACAAAAGUCGUCGCUGUUCCGGCGAAUCAGCACCAAGUGCACACCCGACUAUCAGCAGCUGACCAUCAUGGGAAACCGAUCGCCGGCUGUCGGAGGCGUCGCGCAGGACUCGGCGGCGGCCGUGGCUUCGUCAACGUCCGCGGACUACUCGUCUUCGACCAGUUCUUCAAGCUCGUCUGCCAACUCGUCGCCGACGGUGACGCCCAACUCGCCCACGCCGUACCAGCGGCCGUCCACGCUGCACGGGCUGAAGCACAAGCUGCACUCGGCCACCAAAAACCUACACUCGCCGAACCGGCGCAAGUCCGUCGGCCAUAUACCACUGUCGCCGCUUGCUCGGACCCCGUCGCCGUCGCCGCUACCGCAGUCUCCCACCCGGUCGCCCAGCCCGCUGACUUUCUCGUCUGGCCACCAGCCCGGAAGCUCUAAUACCACGCAGUCGUACAGCCCGUCGUCGCUGACGUCGUCCAAUCCAGGGGCGGCGGGAGCCGGUGGCGUGGCCGUGUCUGGGUGUGGGGCGACGGCCGGCGUUGGAGGUAUCGGCGGCCCGUCAGGCUGUUGCAUCAGUGCCGUCAGUGGUGGCGCUGUAGUCGUCGUCAAGAAGACGGCUGGCUCGUCGUUCGGCCGGCCGUGCAAGACGUCGGAACCGGGGUCGCCACUGUUGCGCCGUGCGCUGUCGCCCGACCGGUUGCACCCACGUACCGCCGAGACCAAGUCCAAUUCCAUUUCGCCGCUAUGCGACCCCGCGCUCAAGGUGACCACGCACCAUGCGCCCCGCGUCACGGUCACCACCAAGUCGCCGCCGAUGUGUGCGCGCGGACCCGGCGCCGCGGCUGCCAACUCACCGCUGUCCAAGACCUGCACUACCACCACCACUACCACGCCGACGACGAAAAUAUUACAAAACAAUUCGGCGGCUUCGACACCCGCCGAUGAGAAGAAGGCCGCCGUCGUUCCGGUGACCAGUAGUAAAAACGAACAGCCGCCGUCGUCACAGGUGAACAAAAUGUUCUUGGCGGAUGUCGGCAGUGGCGGCGGUGGUCACGUGUCGUUGCCUCGUAUAGCCGAAGAAAGAGAUCAUCUGCAGCAGAAUAAUCUUCAUCAUCAUCAUCAUCACCAUCAUAAUCAUCAGCUGGUGCAGCCAGCUGUCGCAGCCGUUGCCGUAGUCGACAGGCCGAAACCCGCGAAAUCCGCUAACGGCGGCUGCAGGUAUUUCUUCAACAGGAAAUACAAACAACAGAGGGAACAGCAACAGCAGCAGCAGCAGCAGCAGCCUCAACCGCAGACGCCGUCUUGUUGUAAGCCCGACGAGGCGUGCAAGACCGGCGCCACCGGUAGACACAGUACGACGAACGAUGCGUUGCCGCCGUCCACGCCGUCCACUCAUCAACCUUGA
This is a messenger RNA of Macrosiphum euphorbiae (potato aphid), 4722 nucleotides long. The record is from the annotation of a GenBank genome assembly. NCBI's taxonomy places the organism in Eukaryota, Metazoa, Arthropoda, Insecta, Hemiptera, Aphididae.